Myripristis murdjan (pinecone soldierfish) is the source of this 894-nucleotide messenger RNA. Its product is annotated as T-box transcription factor TBX3-like. The record is from RefSeq and is a predicted model, not a curated record. The transcript is spliced from 5 exons. Gene Ontology annotation, biological process: cell fate specification; positive regulation of DNA-templated transcription; regulation of transcription by RNA polymerase II. NCBI's taxonomy places the organism in Eukaryota, Metazoa, Chordata, Actinopteri, Holocentriformes, Holocentridae. The coding region runs from base 1 to 894 and encodes 297 amino acids. Gene Ontology annotation, molecular function: DNA-binding transcription factor activity, RNA polymerase II-specific; RNA polymerase II cis-regulatory region sequence-specific DNA binding. Gene Ontology annotation, cellular component: nucleus; chromatin.
AUGCGCAGCUUCUCGGAGCCGUGCGUUCCCGGCGAGGCACCACAGCCUUUCCCAGCGAGGGGCGUUGGGGAUAUGGCUCUUCACGGGACCCUCCUGGCCGGACCCUCGCUGUUCCCAGCCAUCGCGUUAACGUCCCGUGGAUCAAACCCCGGUUUGGAUUCCGGCGCGGCGCAGGUUAUCCGUACGUCGCAACCGGAACAGUGCGCGACUCUCUGCAGGCCGUCACAGAUCUCGGGGAGGGGGGAAGAGGAGGAGGAUGACCCUAAAGUUCAUCUGGAAGCCAGGGAGCUGUGGAGACGAUUCCAUAAAUGCGGCACGGAAAUGGUCAUUACAAAAUCCGGGAGGCGCAUGUUUCCGCCGUUCAAAGCCAGGUGCAGCGGGCUGGACAAAAAGGCCAAAUAUAUUCUGCUUAUGGAUAUCGUGGCGGCGGAUGACUGCAGGUACAAGUUUCACAACUCCCGCUGGAUGGUGGCGGGCAAGGCCGACCCGGAGAUGCCCAAGCGCAUGUACAUCCACCCGGACAGCCCGGCCACCGGGGAGCAGUGGAUGUCCAAAGUGGUCAACUUCCACAAACUCAAACUGACCAACAACAUAUCCGAUAAGCACGGAUUUACAAUUCUCAACUCGAUGCACAAAUACCAGCCGAGAUUUCAUGUCGUCAAGGCAAAUGAUAUCCUGAAACUGCCUUACAGCACCUUUAGGACCUAUGUGUUCUCUGAGACAGAGUUCAUUGCGGUAACAGCUUACCAGAAUGACAAGAUCACACAGCUGAAAAUAGACAACAACCCUUUUGCCAAGGGAUUUCGAGACACAGGCAAUGGGAGAAGAGAAAAGAGGUGGGUUUACCGGUUAAAGGGCUGUUUCACCUUCAUGCGCUGUCCUUUGAUGGCAUGA